Phyllopteryx taeniolatus (common seadragon) is the source of this 943-nucleotide messenger RNA. RefSeq names its product coiled-coil-helix-coiled-coil-helix domain containing 2 (gene chchd2). Lineage: Eukaryota; Metazoa; Chordata; Actinopteri; Syngnathiformes; Syngnathidae. Gene Ontology annotation, cellular component: mitochondrion; nucleus. The coding region runs from base 142 to 615 and encodes 157 amino acids. Gene Ontology annotation, biological process: positive regulation of transcription by RNA polymerase II; mitochondrion organization. The transcript has 4 exons. Gene Ontology annotation, molecular function: sequence-specific DNA binding. The record is from RefSeq and is a predicted model, not a curated record.
AGAUAAAUGAUGAAACACAGAAGGUUCCGGGAUAGCUAAAGGUCGCAAGAUAGAAGCGUUAGCCGGAUUAGAGUGCUGAAGUCAUACCAGAUUUCCCCCCAAAAAGACAUUUUUUCAGACUAACUUGUGUAUUUUGACACCAUGCCGAGAGGAAGCAGAAGCAGAACCUCGAGGAUGCCUUCUCCAGCAAGCCGGGCACCUCCACCACCACCCCCUCCCCCUCGUGCACCUGUACCAAUGCAUGCACCUCCAGCCGCUGUGGCUGCUCCAGCGGCAGCACCCAGACAGCCCGGUAUGUUUGCCCAGAUGGCGACUACCGCUGCCGGGGUAGCGGUGGGGUCUGCAGUCGGACACACCAUCGGCCAUGCGAUGACUGGAGCCUUCAGUGGGGGUAGCUCGGAGCCUGCGAGCCCUGAUGUCACAUACCAGGAGCCCCACCAGGCCCAGCCAUACCAAACACAGUCUCCCUACCAGCAGCAAAACAGCCCACAGCAAGCCUGUUCCUAUGAGCUCAAACAGUUCAUCGACUGUGCUCAAUCUCAAAGUGAUCUAAAACUCUGCGAGGGCUUCAGCGAGGUGCUUAAACAGUGCAAGUUUGCUAAUGGUCUGUCUUGAAUUGCAUCCAGAAAUCUUGGAGAGGAGAGCAUAGACUCACCAUUGCCAUAUGUCAACGUGAUCUAAUUAACAAGAGGCCGACAAAUAUACUUUAACAGUUGAUUAUCUUCAGACAAUAUCAGUCCAUUCAAUCAUUAGACGACUGCAGCAGAGCUUGCAGUCAUGUCGAUAGAUAUAUAUAUUGCUGUUUUGAGUUUUUGUUUGCAUUUAAUUAGUUCCAGUACUAGACAUGCUACAUUUCCAGAAGAGCACCAGUUACUGCUUGUAAAAACUUGAUGCUUGAAAUCAAAACAUUAAAGCAUUUUGAUCAUGAAGACAAAACAAAAAA